Aspergillus sclerotioniger CBS 115572 is the source of this 699-nucleotide messenger RNA. RefSeq names its product MMtag domain-containing protein. Lineage: Eukaryota; Fungi; Ascomycota; Eurotiomycetes; Eurotiales; Aspergillaceae. The transcript has 3 exons. The record is from RefSeq and is a predicted model, not a curated record. Bases 1 to 699 code for a protein of 232 amino acids.
AUGGAUCUAGUCGCAGGGGUUCGAAAAGAGGGCAGCCGCGGCGGCCGCGGCGAUUUCAAAUGGUCCGAUGUCAAAGAUUCCACGCACCGCGAGAACUAUCUCGGCCAUUCGGUCAUGGCCCCUGUUGGUCGCUGGCAGCAUGGCAAGGAUCUGUUCUGGUAUGCAAGAGGGGACGGUGACGACGAAGACCAGGCCAGGAAGGAGCGCGAGGAAAAACAGCACGUCAAGGAGGCGGAGGAAGAAGCGAUGGCACGAGCUUUGGGUCUUCCCAUACCACCGAAGGCCUCAGAAAACGCCAAUUUGGUUCCGUUAGGAGAUAAGGAGGUUCAAAAAACGCUACAAGAUACCGCUGGAGAAGACCCUGAGGACGGAACAGGGAAGGGCAUUGGGUAUGGCCCGUCCCGUCGUGGCGGCCAGACAGGGAUAGGGAGCGGGAGCGUAGACAUCGCAGACAUGGUGAUGAGCGCGAGCGUCAUCAUCGGAGUCAUCGCCGCAGAUCUAGGUCGCGCGAUCGUGACCGCGAUCGUGACCACGAUCAUGACCACAGGAGAAGGCGCUCACGCUCACGGUCCAGGAGUAGAGACAGGAAACAUGAUGACCACAGGAGACAGCGAGAGGACCGGCAUCGCACUUACCCAAGAGAGAGAGACUCUUCUGACCAUCAUCGACGACGCUGAGACCAAGCUCACUGCAACUUGA